UCAUAAUUUAAAGUCUGUCUAUACAUAUUUGUAUGUAACUUUUUAAUGAAUUUUUAUACAAAACUUAUACGUAUUUAGGAACAAAGAAAGUAACUAGCAAUGCUGUGAGUAGAGAUAUAGGGAGAGAGAUUGGGAUCUAGAAAUGUAUAGGUCUCCCGCACAACAAUGCAAAAGCUAAAGCUGGGUGGUACGUACUAUCCUAUAUAGAAAAAACAUAUUGGAUCGAUGAAUCUAGAAAGAUGAGCAGUUGCGUGCAUGUGGGGGCUGCAUAAUGCGUUGGAAUCAGCAUGCAUGCAUGCAUUCUUCUCUCUCUAGCUAGUCCUUGUUUGUUUGCUGGCUACUCCAUGCCCAUGCCCAAUGCAUACAUGGAGCUAGCUGAGAGCAUGCAUCGUCACCGCCCCGUCAUUUGGAUUUGGAAUGUAGCUGACCACCUACCAACCUUAAUUUGAAUUCCACAUGCGAGCGAUGUAUAUAAUAAGUUGGACCUCCUGCCUUCCACCCAUAUAUUGUUCCCUGCAUCCUUCUCUCAUUCCCUUCUCUUGUGCUGCCAUCUGCUCUGCUAUCAAUUUGCAAUUGAUUCAAACAUCCCAUCGCCAUGGGCGAGCAACUAGUCACCAAGGAGGAGGAGGAGGAGCCCAACAAGAUCAAGCAGGAGGAAUCACCGGCACCCGCACCGGCACCGGCAGAGGAGAAGAAGGACGACACUGCAGCAGCACCGCCAGCCGAGCAAGACAAACCCAAAGAGGAACCACCACCGCCGCCGGUGCCGGUGCCGGUGGUACUGGGCGUGGAGGUGCACUGCACGGGAUGCGCCAAGCGGAUCAAGCGGUCUCUCAUCCGCUGCAAGGGCGUGGAGGCCGUCGACGUCGACAUGCCCGCCAACCAGGUCACCAUCAAGGGCGCCGUCGACCCGCAGGCCCUCUGCGCCCGCCUCCGCGCCAAGACCAAGCGCCACGCCACACUCAUCUCCCCCUUGCCCCCUCCCCCGCCGCCAGAGGGCGAGGAGCCUGCGCCGCCCCCUCCUCCGGCGCCGCCGCUCGUCACCGAGGCCCGCACCGUGGAGCUGCUCGUCAACAUGCACUGCGAGGCCUGCGCGCAGCAGCUGCAGACCAAGAUGAUGAGGAUGAAGGGGGUGGUCAGCGCCCAGACCGACCUCGCCGCCGGAAGGCUCACCCUCAGUGCCACCGUGGACGAUGACAAGAUCGUGCAGUACAUCCACCGCCGCACCGGGAAGAUCGCCUCCGUCGUCCCGCCGCCGGAGCCGCCCAAGGAGGAGGACCCACACCCACCUGCUGCUGCUGCUGCUUCUGAUGCAGAUCAGCCACCCAAGGAGGAAGCACCAGCAGGGGACGGCGAGAAGAAGGAAGACGGCAAGGCUGCUGCAGAGGCCGGGGAGGAGAAGAAGGAAGGCGAGGAGGACCAGAAGCCGGAGAAGCAAGAAGGUGUGGCGGUGGACGGCUUCCCGCCGGAGGAGAUGAUGAAGCGGAUGGUGUACUGGCCCUACGGCGGCGGCAUCCACUACAAGAUGCAUCCGGCCGACGCCGAGGAGGCUAUGAUGGCCAGGAGGAUGGCCAUGCCCCCACCUCUUCCGCCGCCACCGCACCACCACCACCACAACCCCUACGCCAUGAUGCAACACCAGUGGGCGCCGCCUCCUCCUCCUCCGAUGUACAGCAACUACAACUACGGCAGCAGCUACAUGAUGGAACGGCCGCCGCAGAUGUUCAGCGACGAGAACCCCAACGCCUGCGUCAUCUCCUAGCUCGGAUCCAUGCAUCGAGCUAGACGUGGAUCAUAUAUAUGAAGGUGAUGAUCGAUCCAUACACAUUUGUUUGUAUACUCCGACCUGAUUAUAUAUAUAUAUACUACUGCGUAGUUAUAAGCAGCAGCAGCAGGCAGCAGUACCCCGUACGUAUUAGCUACGAAAUUAAAGAGCGUGUAAGAUCUCGAUGGAUGAAAAGGUGAAGUAUAUAUAGUAUACUACCAACACCAAUUAGAAAAUCAAUGGAUCGCCCCUCUUUAUUUUUUUC
Messenger RNA from Hordeum vulgare subsp. vulgare (domesticated barley), 2030 nucleotides. RefSeq names its product heavy metal-associated isoprenylated plant protein 9-like. The record is from RefSeq and is a predicted model, not a curated record. Gene Ontology annotation, molecular function: metal ion binding. Lineage: Eukaryota; Viridiplantae; Streptophyta; Magnoliopsida; Poales; Poaceae. The transcript has 2 exons. Bases 596 to 1762 code for a protein of 388 amino acids.